Urocitellus parryii (Arctic ground squirrel) is the source of this 3610-nucleotide messenger RNA. The record is from RefSeq and is a predicted model, not a curated record. NCBI's taxonomy places the organism in Eukaryota, Metazoa, Chordata, Mammalia, Rodentia, Sciuridae.
GUCAGGCUGGCAGCGGAGAAAACUGCGGUAGCGACACUCAACGCCUCGCCAUGAAGACGCGCUUUAGCACGAUUGACCUCCGUGCCGUAUUGGCGGAGCUGAAUGCUAGCUUGCUAGGAAUGAGAGUAAACAAUGUUUAUGAUGUGGAUAAUAAGACAUAUCUUAUUCGUCUUCAAAAACCAGACUUUAAAGCAACACUUUUACUUGAAUCUGGCAUACGGAUUCACACAACAGAAUUUGAAUGGCCAAAGAAUAUGAUGCCAUCUAGUUUUGCCAUGAAGUGCCGAAAACAUUUGAAGAGUCGGAGGUUAGUCAGUGCAAAACAGCUUGGUGUGGAUAGAAUUGUAGAUUUUCAAUUUGGAAGUGAUGAAGCUGCUUAUCAUUUAAUCAUUGAACUCUAUGAUAGGGGGAACAUUGUUCUUACAGAUUAUGAGUACCUAAUUUUAAAUAUUCUAAGGUUUCGAACUGAUGAGGCAGAUGAUGUUAAAUUUGCUGUUCGUGAACGCUAUCCAGUUGAUCAUGCUAGAGCUGCUGAACCUUUGCUUACUUUGGAAAGAUUGACUGAAGUAAUAGCCAGUGCACCUAAAGGAGAACUACUGAAGAGAAUUCUUAACCCAUUACUUCCCUAUGGGCCAGCUCUCAUUGAGCACUGUCUUAUAGAAAAUGGAUUCUCUGGCAACGUCAAAGUGGAUGAAAAACUUGAAAGUAAAGAUAUUGAAAAAGUACUCAUUUGUCUGCAGAAGGCAGAAGAAUAUAUGAAAACAACAUCCAACUUCAGUGGAAAGGGAUAUAUCAUUCAGAAAAGAGAAAUAAAACCAAGCCUGGAAGUAGAUAAACCAGUUGAAGAUAUACUCACGUAUGAGGAAUUUCAUCCUUUCUUGUUUUCUCAACAUUCACAAUGUCCAUAUAUAGAAUUUGAAUCAUUUGACAAGGCCGUGGAUGAAUUUUAUUCGAAGAUAGAAGGUCAAAAAAUUGAUUUAAAAGCUUUACAACAGGAAAAACAAGCACUGAAGAGAUUAGAUAAUGUCCGAAAGGAUCACGAAAACAGAUUAGAAGCUCUUCAACAGGCUCAGGAAAUAGACAAACUGAAAGGAGAACUCAUAGAAAUGAACCUACAGAUAGUUGACAGAGCCAUUCAGGUAGUUCGAAGUGCUUUAGCCAACCAGAUAGAUUGGACAGAAAUCGGGGUAAUCGUGAAAGAAGCCCAAGCUCAAGGAGACCCUGUUGCAAGUGCAAUCAAAGAAUUAAAACUACAAACAAAUCAUGUUACAAUGCUGCUAAGAAAUCCAUACUUAUUAUCAGAGGAGGAAGAUGACGAUGUUGAUGGUGAUGUCAGUGUUGAGAAAAAUGAAACUGAACCACCAAAAGGAAAAAAGAAAAAGCAAAAGAACAAACAGCUGCAGAAGCCUCAGAAAAAUAAGCCAUUGCUCGUUGAUGUUGAUCUCAGCUUAUCAGCAUAUGCCAAUGCCAAGAAGUAUUAUGAUCACAAGAGAAAUGCUGCCAAGAAAACACAAAAGACUGUUGAAGCUGCUGAGAAGGCAUUCAAAUCAGCAGAAAAGAAAACAAAGCAAACAUUAAAAGAAGUUCAAACAGUCACCUCUAUUCAGAAAGCAAGAAAAGUAUAUUGGUAAGUGUUCUCCCUUUUUAAAACUUAGUUUGUUUUAUCAGCAGUGUACAAUAUCUUAGGAGGCUGAGAAGAAGAAGAAAAAGAAAUAGGACUUAAAAGUAUCAUUUCUUAUUUGUCUUUUUUUUAAGGUGACAUCUAUGUACAUGCUGAUCUUCAUGGAGCUACUAGCUGUGUAAUUAAGAAUCCAACAGGAGAACCCAUCCCUCCACGGACACUGACUGAGGCUGGCACAAUGGCACUUUGCUACAGUGCUGCUUGGGAUGCACGAGUUAUCACUAGUGCUUGGUGGGUGUACCAUCAUCAGGUGUCUAAAACAGCACCAACUGGAGAAUAUUUGACAACUGGAAGUUUUAUGAUAAGAGGAAAAAAGAAUUUCCUUCCUCCCUCAUAUCUAAUGAUGGGGUUUAGCUUCCUCUUUAAGGUAGAUGAGUCAUGUGUUUGGAGACAUCGGGGUGAACGUAAAGUCCGAGUGCAAGAUGAAGACAUGGAGACACUGGCAAGUUGCACAAGUGAACUCAUCUCAGAAGAAAUGGAACAACUAGAUGGGGGUGACACUAGCAGUGAAGAAGAUAAAGAGGAAUUACAUGAACCUCCUGUAGAAGUAGAACUUGUGACUCAGGUUGACCAAGAGAAUCUUCCUGUUCAGAGUGGUGGUGAUGAACUAAAUGAGGAACUAAUUCAGGAAGAGAGCUCUGAAGAUGAAAGAGAAUCUGAAGUGAUUAUAAAAGAUCAGGAGCCUAUCAGUGAUAUGAAGGAUGAAAGAGAAGAGACAUUAGAGUAUCCUGAUACUACUAUUGACUUGUCCCACCUUCAGUCCCAAAGGUCCCUUCAGAAAUUGGCUUCAAAAGAAGAAUCUUCUAAUUCAAAUGACAGUAAAUUACAGGGCCGGAGACAUUUAUCAGCCAAGGAAAGAAGGGAAAUGAAGAAGAAAAAACUUCUAAGUGACUCAGGGGAUUUAGAAGCAAUAGAGGGAAAGGACAAAGAAAGUUCUGUACACAUGGAAACUCAGCAGAACACAAACAGAAAUGUUGCAGUUGCACAACCAAUGAAACGAGGACAAAAGAGUAAAAUGAAAAAAAUGAAGGAAAAAUACAAAGACCAGGAUGAAGAAGAUCGUGAACUUAUUAUGAAAUUGCUGGGGUCUGCAGGUUCAAACAAAGAAGAAAAAGGGAAGAAGGCGAAGAAAGGAAAAACAAAAGAUGAACCUGUGAAGAAACAACCCCAGAAACCUAGAGGUGGACCCAGGAUUUCAGAGAGCAUUAAGAAAGAAACUCCAGCCCUUGAGGUUUUAACUCAUGAGUUACAAGACUUAGCUGUAGAUGACUCACAUGAUGACAAGGAAGAGCAGGAUCUGGAUCAACAGGGAACUGAGGAAAAUCUGUUUGAUUCUUUGACAGGCCAGCCACAUCCUGAAGAUAUCAUACUAUUUGCCAUUCCAAUAUGUGCUCCUUAUACCACCAUGACAAACUAUAAGUAUAAAGUGAAACUUACUCCUGGAGUUCAGAAAAAGGGAAAAGCUGCCAAAACAGCCUUGAAUAGUUUUAUGCAUUCCAAAGAAGCAACAGCAAGAGAAAAAGACUUAUUCCGCAGUGUGAAGGACACAGAUUUAUCAAGAAACAUUCCUGGCAAAGUGAAAGUAUCUGCACCCAAUCUUCUGAAUGUAAAAAGGAAAUAGCUGAAAUGAAAUCCUAAAAUAUUUGAGAAGAGUCAAUUUUAUAGCCUUUUGGAAGUUCAGAGAUGAAAACACCAUGUAACAGGACUUCCACRUUUAAAAAUGAACUAAACAUUGCCUUGCUGUAUUCGCCAAAAUGACUUAAUUCUUGUUUUUUUCCAGUUUUAUAUAGAGGAAACACUGUCUGAUAGGAUUUCCUAAAAUAUUUGUGAAAAGUUAAAUGCUAAUUAUAUUCAUCUGUAGUUAUUCUCCAACAUUAUCUUGAAGUUUGGGAGGUUAAUAUUCAGUAUUCAUUUCAUGAUGUAAAGAAA